AUUAUUAUAUUUGUAUUUGCUUCAGAAUUGGUGAAGACUGAGGAGGGCGCACCAUGAAAGAUACGGAGAUAAAGAGACUGCUGUCUGCCAAUGUUAUCUGCAUAUUUUCCAUUAUUAUCACAACUGUUCUUCCUUCUCUGUUUUUGAAGAAUUUUUCACUCUUGGGAACUCAUCUGACAUGGCUGUGCAUCUGUUCAGCAACUGUUGGGACUGUAAAUGUAGUUUUGCAUAUUAUUCUUAAUCCAAAUCCAUCUUCUAGAAGGAGUUCUCUUGCUCAUAAGGUCGCAAGGUUUCUAAGAUCCUGUGUGUACUUUUUUAUGUCUUGUAUCCUCUUCCAUGGAAUCAUAGUUCUUUAUGGAGCACCAUUAAUAGAAUCUGUCUUGGAGACCUUUUUAUUUGCUGUCCUUCUGUCCACCUUUACUACUUUGCACUGCUUGUGUUUGCUGGGACCAAACAUUCACGUGUGGCUCAGAGUGUUUAGUAAAAAUGGGGCUAUGUCAAUUUGGUAUAACAACCUUCAGAUUACCAGCAUGUGCAGCGUAGUGGGUGCAUGGCUUGGAGCAUUUCCUAUUCCAUUGGAUUGGGAUAGACCAUGGCAGGUUUGGCCCAUCUCUUGUUCGCUUGGAGCCACUCUGGGCUAUGUGUCCGGUCUUCUUUUUGCACCCUUGUGGAUAUACUGGAACAGGAAGAAGCUUACAUACAAAAGCAGAUAACUGGAGCAAAGAGGGAAGGCGUCUUUGUUGUUGUGCUGACUCCAUAAAGACUGUGCAGACUAUGGUCAAAAAGCAGAAGCCUAUCCAAACAUCUUCAAACAUCUUGGGGCUGGUGUUCCUCCUCUCGAAACACGGCUUGCAUGCUGGGGCAACAUGAGGAGACAUCUGUCGCUUGCCCUAAAUUAUGUUACCCCUGAGAGAUUGUACUUUCCUUCCAGUCUGAAUAAAGUAUUUGUAACAGA
Anolis carolinensis (green anole) is the source of this 955-nucleotide messenger RNA. RefSeq names its product phosphatidylinositol glycan anchor biosynthesis class F (gene pigf). Lineage: Eukaryota; Metazoa; Chordata; Lepidosauria; Squamata; Anolidae. The transcript is spliced from 5 exons. The record is from RefSeq and is a predicted model, not a curated record. Bases 54 to 713 code for a protein of 219 amino acids. Gene Ontology annotation, cellular component: endoplasmic reticulum membrane. Gene Ontology annotation, biological process: GPI anchor biosynthetic process.